CUUCUCUUGUUUCUUUGGUUGGUACAAGAGAGAGAGAGAGAGAGAGAGACAAAGCCAAUAAAGGAUAACUCAUUUUUUUCUUUAUUCCAUGCGCUUUCUCCAAAUUCAAUGAACCCCUGUUUGCAUCCCUGCGUAUAUUUGUUCGCCACUUGCCCUAAUCCAUGGUUUUUUUUUACGACCCUUGACCUCGUGAAUAAUCGAUGCUCCUAUUUCGUUCUUUGGAUUCUGUUUUUUCUCCAUCCCAGUCAUUCUUUCAAGAAAAAAAUAUGUAAGGAUGAUUAAAGAGGGGUGAAGACCUGCUAGACGAAGAAUUUGUACAACGUCUUCAUCAGCAUCAAAAUUAGUGAUAAUCUACUCAGAUUAAUACUUGUACCACAUAGAAGCUAAGAUAAGUAAGACUCUAAACUGACGUCUCCAACAAGUUAGGAGCAAGAUGUCGAGUUCUCUGCGUGCUACCUCCAUGCCGCCCCCAGGGUGUGCGAAACAGCUGCACAACAUGUCGGCUCUGUCACCGACUGCAAAGCAGAUCUACCCACCAUGCCUGCUGUUGCCAUUCAUAGACGAGAUGGAUCGCAUGUGCAUGCCCAAUGCACACGGAAGUGGCUACUGCCGAUGGUGGACCGGUGGCUUCCACAAGUUUGGCGCGGAUCAGAACCUGCCGCACCAUGUACCUGUCCACUGCAACUCGUCUCAGCAUCUGCAGCUCGUUAGAGACAACAGGUAAAAUAAUAGUUUUUUCUGUAGUAUAUGUAAAUUGGUGAUGGGUUUGUUACUAAUACUUACUAGUUGUUGAUAGAAAAUAUUGUCAUCUUCGUCCUCACCCACAUUAUGUGAGAGAGAAACGGCAGACAUUAGUGACACUUUCUUACGCGAUGAUGUCCGACCGUCGGGUUCGUAUUGAUAAAAAGUUAAGUAUCUAUGGCAAAAAAUAAAAAAUGCUAUUCAUUGUAGAAAAUCUGCUUGUAGAUCGAUGUCCUUGUCUUUUGCUUAGGAAUAACCAUGAUCUUCUAUUAGGACCGUUCACUCUGCAACAUAUCAUAUCUUCGAUUCUAUAACAGGCUCUUUCGGGAAGAAAAGAAAAAGGCACAGUUUGCAGAAAGCUACAGAAACGCGAAGGACGACCCAAAGUGCCUCCAGGACCGCAAUCAGGCCUAUGGAGAUAUGAUGAACAAGGUACUUUCAAUCGUGUCAAACGUAGUGCUGGUACUUCUUGGCAGGUGAAGAUUGUUCCUAGGCCCUCCACUAACGACCCCUCGGAAGGAUAUCUAUGAUAUGGUAGUUACUGAAAAUAAUAGUAAAUUAAAAUUUAAUCAAAAUCGUGUGCCAAGUACAACGAGAUGUUGAAUUUCAACUUCGUCCUCCAGAAAAUUAUAUUUACAGCAACAAGUACUAGGAGUAACUAUCUAAAUCUAUGCAUUCUUGUACUUCCCUUACUUCCCUUACAAACCACUAGAUUUUGCGACCGGAGACACCGCCGAUCGUGCGAAUCAAGAGGGCUGAGAGUGCACCAAAGUCUAUGCUGAAGGCAACCUUGAAAGACGUGCUGAAGGAGCUCCACGAAAAGAACCGAGCCGACAAGGCAGAGAUCAAAGAAAAGAUCAUUGCAGCAAAGAGACGCUAA
Molecule: messenger RNA, 1621 nt
Organism: Amoebophrya sp. A25
Lineage: Eukaryota; Dinophyceae; Syndiniales; Amoebophryaceae
Source: the annotation of a GenBank genome assembly